AUCGCACACCGCCAUAUUGGGUGAAGCUACUGAAGAGACGAGAAAGAGUGGAGGCAGAGAGAAGGAGGGGGAGAGACUGAGUUUUCGGGUUUGUAAACAGCUCCUUUUUUAUGCCAGAACGGGAAUAAAACGACAGAACGCAGCCCAUUUAUGAACCGGUAAGCUCAUAGGUUCGGAAUCGCAGGCAAGAAGAGAUCAGGAUCUUCCCGUUUUUUGGACUUGUCUGGAGAGACUAUGACUUCCCUGACCCAGCGAAGCUCGGGCCUGGUGCAGAGGCGGACCGAGGCCUCACGCAGCGCCGCCGCCGACAAGGAGAGGGGAUCCGGGGACGAGGAUUCUGAGCCCCGCAGAGGGGAAGAGCAGGAGGAAGAUGACAAGGGGGAUUCCAAAGAAACCCGGCUCACCCUGAUGGAGGAGGUGCUUCUUCUGGGACUAAAGGACAGAGAGGGCUACACAUCCUUUUGGAAUGACUGCAUCUCUUCUGGUUUACGGGGCUGCAUGCUAAUUGAACUGGCAUUAAGGGGUCGUCUUCAGUUGGAAGCAUGUGGAAUGAGGCGGAAAAGUCUAUUGGCAAGAAAGGUGAUCUGUAAAUCGGAUGCUCCGACUGGGGAUGUACUGCUUGAUGAAGCUUUGAAACACAUUAAAGAGACCCAGCCACCUGAAACUGUGCAAAGCUGGAUUGAGUUGCUGAGCGGUGAAACGUGGAACCCUUUGAAGCUACACUAUCAGUUAAGGAAUGUGCGUGAACGGCUGGCCAAGAACCUGGUGGAGAAAGGAGUGCUCACCACAGAGAAACAGAACUUCCUGCUUUUCGACAUGACCACGCACCCCCUCACCAACAGCAACAUCAAGCAGCGCCUCAUUAAGAGAGUGCAGGAAGCCGUGCUGGAGAAGUGGGUGAACGACCCCCACCGCAUGGACAAACGCUUGCUGGCUCUCAUUUUUUUAGCCAAUUCCUCAGACGUGUUGGAGAACGCUUUCGCCCCUCUUUUGGACGACCAGUACGACUUGGCCAUGAAAAGAGUACGACUGCUGCUGGACUUGGACCCCGAAGUUGAAAGUAUGAAGACCAACACAAACGAGCUUGUUUGGGCUGUCAUGGCAGCCUUUACUAAAUAGAUGUUUGAAAUGGACCGAUAUCAAACCUGUUCUCCUGUCGCUAUGUCAUGUAGUUUCCUCUUUAUUAAAUUGGGUCAUUGACUCUUCCACAUGUAUCCUCAUUUUAAUAUUUUUUUUUUCAGUCCUUCAUGUAUUUCUUUUCUUUUUUU
This is a messenger RNA of Polyodon spathula (Mississippi paddlefish), 1268 nucleotides long. Its product is annotated as Golgi phosphoprotein 3-like. Lineage: Eukaryota; Metazoa; Chordata; Actinopteri; Acipenseriformes; Polyodontidae. Gene Ontology annotation, cellular component: Golgi cisterna; trans-Golgi network; cytosol. Gene Ontology annotation, molecular function: phosphatidylinositol-4-phosphate binding. The coding region runs from base 235 to 1119 and encodes 294 amino acids. The record is from RefSeq and is a predicted model, not a curated record. The transcript is spliced from 4 exons. Gene Ontology annotation, biological process: Golgi organization; Golgi vesicle budding; Golgi to plasma membrane protein transport.